Messenger RNA from Scophthalmus maximus (turbot), 3061 nucleotides. It is a transcript of the gene esrrd, whose product is annotated as estrogen-related receptor delta. The transcript is spliced from 9 exons. The record is from RefSeq and is a predicted model, not a curated record. The coding region runs from base 838 to 2139 and encodes 433 amino acids. Gene Ontology annotation, molecular function: DNA-binding transcription factor activity; zinc ion binding; sequence-specific DNA binding. NCBI's taxonomy places the organism in Eukaryota, Metazoa, Chordata, Actinopteri, Pleuronectiformes, Scophthalmidae. Gene Ontology annotation, biological process: regulation of DNA-templated transcription.
AGAGAGAGACAGAGAGAGAAACAGGUGAGAGACAGACACCCGUAGUUAUUCAGCUCUUAUGAAACAGCAGAUGUAGGUGACACGGAUCUGAACGUCUGAGGGUGAGAUUAGGUCUGAGAGAGAGUGUGUGUGUGUGUGUGUGUGAGUGACUCACAUCCUCCUGUGCUGCUUCAGCAUCUUACACACACACACACACACACACACACACACACACACACACACACACACACACACACACACACACACACACACACACACACACACACACACACACACACACACACACACACACACACACACACACACACACACACACACACACACACACACACACACAGAUUUCAUCUCAGUAUAAUUUCAUCAAGACAAACGAUGAUUUGUGGAAAGAGCCAGGCGUCAUUCGUCGAGAGGACAACAACACUCGUUGCCAUGGCAACACUGCAUCCCGACGACGGCGUCUCCAGCUACAGGACCAGAGGAGGAAAAGCUGCGGAGCCGUGUCCUACAUCUGUCACUGUCCAGAUCAAUAGAGAUGAUCGACGAAAGAGGAAGUAAUCCUCCGUGCAGACGCUGCAUGACGAUUGGCUGAUCCUGCAGGCCCCGCCCCCUCUCUCCCUCUGUGCAAUGACAGGAGAUAAAUGAGGGGAGCGUCUGUCCGUCUUCUUUCUGCGUCGCUCCGGUGGAAACUUUGUGCAAGUUUCUUCUCCAUAUUUCCCCACGUUUUUCACGGGACAUUAAAGUACUAUCGGAAAAAAAGCUCUCAUUUCCCGACUUGAGAGCGGAGCGUGUGAACGCAGCACCAGAGGAAUCUGACCCCGGAUCAGGUUCAGGUUCAGGAUGGAGCUGGAGGACGAGCGUGGCCUCCUCGGCCCACAGCGCCUCCUGGACUCCUCCUCCUCCUCCGAUGAAGAUCGUUCUCCAGCCUCCUUCCUCCACUCCUCCCACCCAUCCUUCCUCCUCCCCAGCCCCGCCUCCUCUUCCUCCUCUUCCUCCUCUUCCUCCUCCUCUCUGACAGGAUUUAGUUCCAGCAGAGGAAGUGGAAGUGGCGGCGCUGUGGGGUCGCACCCCGACUCGUUUUCAGUGCAGGUCGACUCCGUCCUGAGGGGCGACUUCCUGACGCCCGCCGCCGCCGCCGGGCCCCGGAGGCUCUGUCUGGUGUGCGGAGACUUGGCGUCCGGGUAUCACUACGGCGUGGCGUCCUGCGAGGCCUGCAAGGCGUUCUUCAAGAGGACCGUGCAGGGCAACAUCGAGUACAGCUGCCCGGUGAUGAACGAAUGUGAGAUCACCAAGAGGAGGAGGAAGGCCUGUCAGGCCUGCCGCUUCCAGAAAUGUCUACAGGCCGGGAUGAUGAGGGAGGGCGUCCGUAUGGAUCGGGUCAGAGGGGGACGGCAGAAGUACAGGAGACGGGUGGAGACGGGACUCGGCUUCUACACCAGAGGUCCGUCCAGUCACGUGGUCUGCAGCCGAAACAAGGUGAUUUCACAUUUGCUUCUGACUGACUCCGCCCCUCUGGCUGCGGAUCAAGACGAUUCGACCAAUGACAGCAGCCUGUGCACACUGCUGACCCUGUGUGACCUCCUGAACCGGGAGCUGCUGGUUCUAAUUGGCUGGGCCAAACAGAUCCCAGGCUUCUCCGGGCUCUCAUUGGUCGAUCAGAUGUCGCUGCUGCAGAGUGGCUGGAUGGAGGCGCUGCUGGUGGGCGUGGCCUGGCGAUCGCAGGGCGCAGCAGGGGAGGAGCUUGUGUUCGCCGGGAACCUGAGGCUGGACGAAGGCCAGUGUCGAGCUGCGGGAUUGGCCGACUUGUACGAGGCGCUGCGCCACCUGACGGCGAGGUACCAGGCGAUGGACCUGAGCCCGGAGGAGGUGGUGGCGCUGAAGGCCAUGGCGCUCGCCAACUCUGACGCCGACCCGGUGGACUGUCCGGACGCGGUGCACCAGUUUCAGGACGGGCUCCACGAGGCGCUGCAGGAGUAUGAGUCGUCCUGCGGCGAGCGGCACCGGGCGGGACGCCUGCUCAUGAGCCUGCCGCUGCUGCGUCAGGCCGCCGACCGCGCCGCGCAGACCCUCCUGCGCCUGCACCGGUGCCACCGCAUCCCGCUCCACAAGCUGCUGCUGGAGAUGCUCGACGCCAAGUCCUGAGGGGCGUCCCGUCCCGAGACCACGGACGGCAACGAGACUGUCGUCCAGUUUUCGUCAGGAUACAGUAAAAAAAAACCAGCAUCAAACUCACUGACUUCACGAUGGAAAACACUUCUAUUCUGUCCAGAGAAGAACCGUGAAAAACCAGAGACACUGAACGCCACGUCAUUGUCACCUGGACACAUUGUUUCAUGGUAUAAACAUUUACAUUUCUGAUCUGUAUUUUUUGUAAAAGAUAUUUUGCUGUGAACAUUUUCUUUGGGUGUUUGAGUGAGUGAUGGUUUUACCUGGUUACCGUAGCAACAAGGGCGGGGGGAGGGCAGGGGGGGAUGAUUGAUUAUCGGCAGCUGAUCAGUCUCAUCGAGCCGAUUGAAUAAAUGACGACACGUGAUUCUCGUCUGGUUUUGUUUUUCCUCCUCGUGUCUUUGAGCCGAUCACGUGAUCGAUUGUCGUCAAUAAUAAAUACAAACGAAAAGUUCAGGGCCCACGGGGAAAAGGAGCGAUGAUGCUUACCUGGAAAUCCUACUGAGAGAAAAAGAAAAGUAAUGACUUUGACUAAGAAAUAAAUUCUGUCUUCAGUGAAAGUUAACGAUGCGACUAAUCGUUAAGACUCAUUAUCUAUUGAAUAUUUAUCAGAGGACAGUAAAGAUCCUCGCCGCACCUUUCAGAAUACGACUCAUUUUAAUAAUCGAUUGAUCAACGUGUCAAUAGAUGGAUCUGAUAAACGUCACCACAUGACGUGUGGACAAACUGAUGUUCUGAUAAAUUACCAAACUGGAUCUGGUUGCAUAAUCAAUUGUGAAACGGUGAUCAGAUGAAUCAAGAGGGACAAUUACAGAUAUUGGGAUGUGUUCAAGUGUUCAAGUGUUCCUGAACGAUGACGCAGCAGGUGACAUCACAUCGCAGCUGAAGCUAUGUAAAU